This is a messenger RNA of Eremomyces bilateralis CBS 781.70, 522 nucleotides long. RefSeq lists its product as uncharacterized. The annotation marks the transcript as partial. The transcript has a single exon. Lineage: Eukaryota; Fungi; Ascomycota; Dothideomycetes; Eremomycetales; Eremomycetaceae. The record is from RefSeq and is a predicted model, not a curated record.
CCAACACCUCCGGACGUGGAAUGGAUAACACAACCAACCCCUAUGGCCGUUGACGAAUCCGAGAAUCCCGAUGCCAUCGCCGUCAAGGCCGCAAUAUCGGUCUUGCAGAUCCAACGGGCAAAGGCGCAAAAGGAUAUCCAAUCCCUAGCUCGUAUCCGCGACCGCGCAGUCGAUGAUCCCGUGGAGUUUGCGCAAGCUAUGCAGCAACGAGCACGAAGUGGCCGUGGUGAAGAGUCUCUUCUGGAUCCGACACUGGACGAUUGGAAGGACGAAGAAAGUACUACAGGUGACGAUGUUGCGAUGACAGGCGCGGAAGAAUAUGGAGAGAGUCCAGUCGACAGCAACCUCCCAGCACGACCAGGUUCAGAUGCCACCUUUUCGGAGCUUCCUCGACCGCAAAAUGUGGUUCGAUGUCCAGCCAUCAACUGGGGCAAAUAUGGCAUUGUCGGUACCACCUUCGACAAGAUGCAUGCGGAGCAACUCGCUCGGCCGACUCUCAACGAACCGAUUAUGCUUACACCU